Messenger RNA from Salvia splendens (bonfire salvia), 828 nucleotides. Its product is annotated as F-box protein At5g07610-like. The transcript is spliced from 2 exons. NCBI's taxonomy places the organism in Eukaryota, Viridiplantae, Streptophyta, Magnoliopsida, Lamiales, Lamiaceae. The coding region runs from base 1 to 828 and encodes 275 amino acids. The record is from RefSeq and is a predicted model, not a curated record.
AUGCAUCUCUCCCUUAAAUCUCUCGCUUUGACAUUGACUUUCGCCGGCACCGUCGAUCUCUCCGGCAAUCUCCGGCGGAUUUUUUCCAGUAGCCAUAAGCUCGUACCUUACAGUGUCACCGUUCCAAACUCAAAAAUCUUGAAUUUAUGCAACGGGCUGCUGCUGCUGCAGUCUGUCCAUCCAGAUCCGGUGGAGUACCAUGUUUAUAAUUCAACCACAAAACAAUCAAGAACCAUCAGCCUUACUGAUAGUGAGGAUUUCAAGAAGAUUAUUGGGCUUACCUUAGCAUUUGAUACUUCAAAAUCGCCUCAUUACAAGAUCAUGUGUGUCAGGGCUAAAAUGAAGCCCCCUUCUGCACGUGAGAGACAUUGUCGGACCUCCAACUGUCAGAGCUUCACUUGGAGGGUAUGCUUGGAGCAGCUUACAGCUCCUACAGGAGCAAACUUCUCUAAUGGAGUACACUGCAACAACGUGAUUCACGGGGAUAACUAUCCUCACACUCAUAUAUACUAUAAUAUAAACAAAAAUGUCGUUGGAAAUUUACCUCAUGCUCAAGUUCCUUGGCAUGGAGGUAGAGGAGGGGUGGCUUGUCACUGUCAACUCCAAGAAUCAAACGGUCUUCUCUAUCAUAUCAUCAUAGUGUCGCACCUUGGUGACAAAUCAAUAGAAGUUUAUGAACUGCAGGAAGAUUAUUCUCAGUGGCUACUGAAGUAUCAUGAUGAUGUUGGGCAGCUUCCGGGAAUGGUAGAGUUGCACUAUGCUCACUCAUGUCCCUGGAAAGAUUACCUUGUACAGUUUUCUCGACAAGAGAUCCGAGGAGAUCGUUGA